Molecule: messenger RNA, 4565 nt
Organism: Homo sapiens (human)
Lineage: Eukaryota; Metazoa; Chordata; Mammalia; Primates; Hominidae
Gene: EPB41L3
Product: erythrocyte membrane protein band 4.1 like 3
Exons: 22
Coding region: 593-3478 (961 amino acids)
Biological process (GO): cortical actin cytoskeleton organization; regulation of neurotransmitter receptor localization to postsynaptic specialization membrane
Cellular component (GO): cytoskeleton; cytoplasm; glutamatergic synapse
Molecular function (GO): cytoskeletal protein binding; structural molecule activity; actin binding
Source: RefSeq, a predicted model, not a curated record
ACAGGCGCCCGAAGCGCGCUGCAGGUGGCAACUUGGAGGUGCCGCCACCGCAGCUGCGGGAGGAGCCCGGGUCUGGCGGCCCCUUCCAGCCUCCAGGAGCUCUUUCCCGCCGCCGAGCCCGAGACUGGACCCCGGAGAAUUCGAAGGAAAGAGCCCCUGCGGAGGGACCUGUGAGCAGCCCUACCUCUCUCUGCCCUUGCGCUACUUUUUUUCUCCAAGGAAGGUUGUGCCUGCGGGCUGCGAACAAGCUCCGGGAGGGGCCCCAAAGGAAGGCUUCGGUGACUCAGACUCGGAAUCCAAGCCGGACCAGGAGGCCGAGCCCCAGGAGGCGGCGGGGGCGCAGGGGCGCGCGGGGGCGCCCGUGCCGGAGCCGCCCAAGGAGGAGCAGCAGCAGGCCCUGGAGCAGUUCGCCGCCGCUGCAGCGCACAGCACCCCGGUGCGGAGGGAGGUCACUGACAAGGAACAGGAGUUUGCUGCCAGGGCUGCAAAACAGCUCGAAUAUCAGCAAUUAGAAGACGAUAAACUUUCUCAGAAAUCAUCUAGCAGUAAACUCUCUCGGUCUCCAUUAAAGAUUGUCAAAAAGCCUAAAAGCAUGCAGUGCAAAGUGAUACUUCUCGAUGGAUCAGAAUAUACCUGUGAUGUAGAGAAACGCUCCAGAGGACAAGUGCUGUUUGAUAAAGUGUGUGAACACUUGAACUUGCUAGAGAAAGACUACUUUGGGCUUACGUAUCGAGAUGCUGAAAACCAGAAGAAUUGGUUGGACCCUGCUAAGGAAAUAAAAAAACAGGUUCGAAGUGGUGCUUGGCACUUUUCAUUUAAUGUGAAAUUUUAUCCACCAGACCCUGCCCAACUAUCUGAAGAUAUCACCAGGUACUACCUCUGCUUGCAGUUGCGAGAUGACAUCGUGUCCGGAAGGCUGCCCUGCUCCUUUGUUACCCUGGCCUUGCUGGGCUCCUACACUGUCCAGUCAGAGCUCGGAGACUAUGACCCAGAUGAAUGUGGGAGCGAUUACAUUAGUGAGUUCCGCUUUGCACCAAACCACACUAAAGAACUGGAAGACAAAGUGAUCGAGCUGCACAAGAGCCACAGAGGAAUGACGCCAGCAGAAGCAGAGAUGCAUUUCUUGGAAAAUGCCAAAAAAUUAUCAAUGUAUGGGGUAGAUUUACAUCAUGCUAAGGACUCAGAAGGGGUAGAAAUUAUGUUAGGAGUUUGUGCAAGUGGUCUGUUGAUAUAUCGCGACCGGCUGCGAAUAAACAGAUUUGCCUGGCCCAAGGUUCUAAAGAUUUCAUACAAACGGAACAACUUUUACAUUAAGAUCCGGCCGGGAGAGUUUGAACAAUUUGAAAGCACCAUUGGGUUUAAGCUGCCAAACCAUCGAGCUGCCAAGCGUUUAUGGAAAGUAUGUGUUGAGCAUCAUACAUUUUUCAGACUACUGUUACCAGAAGCACCUCCCAAGAAAUUCCUAACCUUGGGUUCCAAGUUUCGUUAUAGUGGCAGGACACAAGCGCAAACGAGAAGAGCCAGUGCGUUGAUAGAUCGCCCAGCACCUUACUUUGAACGCUCAUCCAGCAAACGUUAUACCAUGUCUCGCAGCUUGGAUGGAGCAUCAGUGAAUGAAAACCAUGAAAUAUACAUGAAGGAUUCUAUGUCUGCUGCAGAGGUUGGUACUGGCCAGUACGCCACAACAAAAGGCAUCUCUCAGACCAACUUGAUCACCACUGUGACUCCGGAGAAGAAGGCUGAGGAGGAGCGGGACGAGGAAGAGGACAAACGGAGGAAGGGGGAAGAAGUCACGCCCAUCUCGGCCAUCCGGCACGAGGGAAAGUCACCUGGGCUUGGCACUGACUCAUGUCCCUUGUCACCCCCAUCCACCCAUUGUGCCCCCACAUCUCCCACAGAGCUCCGUAGGAGGUGUAAGGAGAAUGACUGCAAACUGCCAGGUUAUGAGCCGUCCAGAGCUGAGCACCUGCCUGGAGAGCCCGCCUUGGACUCUGAUGGCCCAGGGAGGCCUUACCUAGGGGAUCAAGAUGUGGCUUUUAGCUACAGACAGCAAACUGGCAAGGGGACCACCCUGUUCUCCUUCUCCUUGCAGCUCCCUGAGUCAUUCCCCUCCCUCCUAGAUGAUGAUGGAUACCUCUCUUUCCCCAACCUUUCUGAAACCAACCUCCUGCCCCAGAGCUUGCAGCAUUACCUCCCGAUCCGCUCACCGUCCCUUGUGCCCUGUUUCCUCUUCAUCUUUUUCUUUCUGCUGUCUGCCUCCUUCUCAGUGCCAUACGCUCUCACUCUCUCCUUCCCUCUGGCUCUGUGCCUCUGCUACCUGGAGCCCAAGGCGGCCUCCUUGAGCGCCUCCCUAGACAAUGACCCGAGUGACAGUUCAGAGGAAGAGACUGACAGUGAGCGCACGGACACCGCAGCCGACGGGGAGACCACUGCCACUGAGUCGGACCAGGAGGAAGAUGCAGAGCUCAAGGCACAGGAGCUAGAAAAAACUCAAGAUGACCUGAUGAAACAUCAAACCAACAUUAGCGAGCUGAAAAGAACCUUCUUAGAAACCUCAACAGACACUGCCGUAACGAAUGAAUGGGAGAAGAGGCUUUCCACCUCCCCCGUGCGACUGGCCGCCAGGCAGGAGGAUGCCCCCAUGAUCGAACCACUUGUCCCUGAAGAGACUAAGCAGUCUUCUGGGGAAAAGCUCAUGGAUGGCUCUGAAAUCUUCAGUUUAUUAGAGUCUGCGCGAAAACCAACAGAAUUCAUAGGAGGGGUUACUUCUACUUCUCAAAGCUGGGUUCAGAAAAUGGAAACCAAGACGGAGUCCAGUGGAAUAGAGACGGAACCCACCGUGCACCACCUGCCGCUUAGCACUGAGAAGGUGGUGCAGGAGACCGUGUUGGUGGAGGAGCGGCGUGUGGUGCACGCGAGUGGGGAUGCUUCUUACUCGGCGGGAGACAGCGGGGAUGCUGCAGCACAGCCCGCAUUCACAGGCAUUAAAGGGAAAGAGGGCUCUGCCUUGACGGAGGGGGCUAAAGAGGAAGGAGGGGAGGAGGUCGCUAAAGCUGUCCUGGAACAGGAAGAGACAGCCGCUGCUUCCCGUGAGCGACAAGAGGAGCAGAGUGCAGCCAUCCACAUUUCAGAAACUUUGGAACAAAAACCUCAUUUUGAGUCCUCAACGGUGAAGACGGAAACCAUCAGUUUUGGCAGUGUUUCACCGGGAGGAGUAAAGCUAGAAAUUUCCACGAAGGAAGUGCCAGUAGUUCACACCGAAACCAAAACCAUCACAUAUGAAUCAUCACAGGUCGAUCCAGGCACAGAUCUGGAGCCAGGCGUGCUGAUGAGUGCACAGACGAUCACAUCUGAAACCACCAGUACCACCACCACUACGCACAUCACCAAAACUGUGAAAGGGGGCAUUUCAGAGACAAGAAUUGAGAAGCGAAUAGUCAUCACGGGGGAUGCAGACAUUGACCAUGACCAGGAAUAACUUAGCUUGCACAUGAAUGCAGUCAUGCAAACCGUUAGGAAAACCAGAGCCUAUAUGGAGUUCCCUCUUCUAACCCAACUGACUUGUAUCUGUCCGUGGAAAAUUUCAGUCCAGAAGAAUUGACCUUGACCAUUAAUAAAGACACUGGCAGAGAGAUCUUCCCAUAAUAAAGCAAUCUGAUUCAGCAUCACUAAACCGAUAAUGCAUGAAGCAACGAUAAAAUUACAAAAGAGCAGCAUUUUUAAUUUUCACAAAAUGUCUCAGUUUUCAGCUAUACCUGCACGUUCAUAACCAACAAUAUAAACCGUGGUCUCAUGUAACACAUAAACAAUUCAUGCCUUUCAUAGUUUAUUAUUAUUAAAGUCUAAACAAAAUUGCAAUUUCUUAGGUAACCUUAUAUUUACAAUAAAUGAAGAUUACCCUCAAAUGCUAGAAGCUGUCUAGGUCCGUCCGGUGUGUCAGAUUUUCCUCAGAUUAGAUGUGCCAAUAACCAAGUUUAUUCAGUAAACAACUUGUACUUGUUUCAUCUGGUUUUAUUACUCUCACCCAUAAACAGUAAUGACUCUCUGACCCUCUGGAAAUAUGUAAUGCUUCCAAUCUUGCUUUGUGUAUCUCAUUUAAUUUGUUAUAAGGUAGUACUGAUUUUAGCAUAUUAAUGCGAUUUCUUCCUUGUUGUUUGCUUUGGUCUGUGUUCAAUCCAGAGAGCUUAAAUUGUCAUUAUUUUGGGAAGAAAACCUGUAUUUUUGUUAGUUUACAAUAUUAUGAAAUUUCACUUCAGGAGAAACUGCUGGGCUUCCUGUGGCUUUGUUUUCUUAGUUACUUUUUCCGUGCCGUGUAUUUUUUAAUUGAUUUUUCUUCUUUUACUUGAAAAGAAAGUGUUUUAUUUUCAAAUCUGGUCCAUAUUUACAUUCUAGUUCAGAGCCAAGCCUUAAACUGUACAGAAUUUCCACUGUAAUUAAAACUAUUUAGUGUUAGUUAUAAAUAGCCUUCAAAAAGAGAGAUUCUCCAUUACACGAUCACCUGCAUCACAGCCCAUGGUGAAUGUAUGUUUCUGCAUAGCGAAAUAAAAAUGGCAAAUGCACUGAAA